Molecule: messenger RNA, 3404 nt
Organism: Paralichthys olivaceus (Japanese flounder)
Lineage: Eukaryota; Metazoa; Chordata; Actinopteri; Pleuronectiformes; Paralichthyidae
Source: RefSeq, a predicted model, not a curated record
AGCCCCGACGUGAGGGAGCAGCCGCAGCCACAGCACCGUCUCUGCCCCUUCUUCAUCGGAACCAGCCCCUCAUCCUCUGCCGUGCACAGCCCCGCUUCACCCACACCAGCCCGGGGAAUCGUUUCUAAGGUGACCCCUGCUGAAGGAUGUCCUCUCCCUCAGAUCAACCCCUCCCCUUCUUCACCACUCUGCCCCCCUUCCCCUCGGCCACGCCAGGAUUCGCCGCUGUGCCCAAUGCUACCUCCUGCCAGGAGUGGGAGCAGGCCCACCACCUCCUCUUCCAUCUGGGGAACCUGUCACUGCUGAUGGGCCUGGUGAUCCCGACCACCCUGGGCCUGCACAUGAUCCUGCUGCGCCUCCUGCUGAUGACAGGAUGUGGGCUCUUCAUUGCCUGGGCGACUCUGUAUAGAUGCAACCUGGAUGUGAUGGUUUGGAACGUGGUUUUUCUGGUGGUCAACUUCAUGCAUCUCUUCUACCUCCUGUACAAGCGAAGGCCAAUAAAGAUCGACAGGGAGCUGCGGUCAGUCUACAAGCGCAUGUUUGAGCCGCUCCAUGUGAAGGAGGCUCUGUUUCAGAGGCUCACAGGACAGUUCUGCACCAUCCAGACACUAAAGAAAGGCCAGGCCUACGCUGCCGAGGACAAGACGUCCGUGGAUGAACGCCUCAGCAUUCUCCUCAAAGGAAAGAUGAAGGUGUCCUACAGAGGCCAUUUCCUCCACAACAUCUACACCAAUGCAUUCAUUGAUUCUCCAGAGUUCAGGUCCACUCAGAUGCACAAAGGAGAUAAGUUCCAGGUGACCAUUAUGGCAGAGGAGAACUGUAAAUUCUUGUGCUGGUCUCGAGAGAGGCUCACCUACUUCCUGGAGUCAGACACUUUCCUCAGUGAGGUGUUCCGCUACCUCAUCGGCAAAGACAUCACCAAUAAACUGUACUCUCUGAAUGACCCCACCCUCAGUGACAAGGCGGUGAAGAAGAUGGACCGUCAGCCCAGCCUGUGCUCGCAGCUGUCUAUGACGCAGAUGAGGAACAGCAUGGCGAGCGCCAACGACACCGAUGAUGUUCUGAACCAGAUCCUACGAGGAGGAUCUGCUGGAUCGUCCAUCCAAAAAUCUCCUGGUACCAAGGCCUCCAAGAUGAACCCCAUAGAAGAAGGCAUGGAGGAUGACGUUUUCAAAGAAUCUGCUCCUUCUGAGUCUCACCGUAUGCCCAGCACUUCCACUGAGGAAGUGUAGCCCGCAGGGGACGAAUGGACACCAUCACAUUUAUUACGUAUUUAUCAACCUAACACCCAGAGCCUGAUUGAACACCAACACGGCUAAAGAAAUGACAAAAAGACGUGUGCGGUCAUGUAGAAAUAGUUUCUUCAUUUUGUAGUUUGUCCACCAUAGAGUACUGACAAGUUUAUUUUUAUGAUGGAAAAUGUCUGCACAAAUCUUGAUCACAAUUCUUUAAAAAUCAAAUUUUUGAAAAGUAAAUGUUUUUAUGUAAACAAACAAUGUUAGUAUAACUAGUAUUAUCAGAUAUUUAAAAAAGCUGCAUCAAUUUAUUCAUUUGGCUCAAUGAUUGUGAAGAUGGAGGACAUGACAUCUUGAAAAUAGUAAAGCCGAAACAGCUGGAUGGCCCCCUGGUGGCUGGCUGCAGUAUAGGCCAUUAAUCCCACAUCCUCCAUGUUAGAAGAUGCCAAACUAAAAAAUCAAAGUACACAUGAAAUGAUGAUUUUCCAGAAGAUGGUUUCUCAUACCUUCUUUUUUAAUUAGUUAUUAGAUGCUAUAAAAAGUGGGUGUGACCUCAUGAUUGAGAGCUUAUUGGUCGUGGCUCUACUCCUUGAUCACAGAGCACGGACUCUGGCUCCAGACUACAUCACCAGUGCAAGAUGGCAGCAUCUGUGUUCUAGAUAUAAUGGCUUCAUUUUUGUUCAGUGGGAGGAAGUGGAGACGUGUCUUCCAUCUCUAUGUACAGUCAUUGAUUUGAUCACAGCCAAGGAAAUGGCUGUAAAACAGAUCUGACAUAUCUUACAGAGUUCUUAUGGUGAAGAGCUGAUCCAUCAGACACAUGUUUUGAUCUUCAUGAAGUCAGUCAAGUUAUCAUUCUCCUUUUAGCUUUGGUUCAGUCUUCACCGACACCUGAGAACCCUGUCAGACUUUUAGUUGCCAAAUGCUCCACAUUAUUAACAAGCUAGUUGCCACCUCUGUGUGUCUGCUGGUUGAUACUGAGAGAGGAAAACCUGGUGCAGAUCACGCAGGGGUCCACGUGAUCAGUUUGAGUGUUAAUGCUUGCUUGUACAAUAUACAAAGACUCCAUAAUGUUUAAUUAAGACUUAAAGACCCGGAACCUACCGCUCUCUGAGCACAAAUAUCGGAAUAUUUGUAAUAUUAUUUUCAGAUGGACCACCAGAACACUGAUAGGGAGGAGUGGAUUUAGUGAAUGAGACCAUAAUCAUAUUAUUCUAUGGGAGAAGUUGCCCCUGUUGGCUCUCCUUGGUAUUGUACUUUUAAGCUCUUCUGCAUCAGCUUAAUUUUUCAUGGCUGGACGCUGCAUCCACUUUUUAUAUACAAUCAAUGAUUUCUCCUCUAUAUUCAUAGCAGCUUCAACUUCUUUCCACCACAACACAGCAUGGUUUUGGAAGAGCCCCCCCCCCCAUUGCAGCCAUUCACCACUGCAUAAAUUCUUAUCACGAUUCAUUAUGAAUGAGAAGGGCUGCAGUUUUCAUGCAGGUGGGCAUGCAACAGAAAACUCAAACAGGGAGCUAAAGUUGCUAAAAAUCUCACAAGAGAUAUUCUUUAUGCCGGCAGCGGAGGUGGUCACAGAACCACUAUCUAUCCACCUCAUAGAUGUCUGUGUAAAAGGUGGCAUGGCAGCACUUAUGAUGUUGUGUUCCACAUUACGCCAUUGACUCUGGAACGCCAUCUUGCUUCUGAAAUGGCACACUCCAUAUUGGGAUAAUUUGUUGGAUAUUAUAAUGAGUGACUCCUUUCAAAUGACUUUCUUUUGAUUUAUUGAUUAUAUAAAAUGUAUAGUCCCACAUUUCAAUUAGUAUCACAUGUCUGAAUCAGUUGGGUUCUAAUAAUGACAUCUUAGUAUUUUUAAGUGAUAUAUAAGUUGUAAAGUGACAGUACGCUAGAGCUCUGUGAUCCUCAAAACAGAACAAGAGCAAUUCCUUCUGGAGAACCUUCUGGAGAACAUCUCCUCUCUCUGUGGGAUAGGUACAUUGAUGGAAAUACAUUUUGUAUGUAAUUUUAGUUUUAUAAACACAAGCAUAAAUCUCAACAUUCAUAAGAGAGCUUUUGAUAGUGAGGAUUUUCUUGAGAAAUGAUUUUAUCUGUGUGUUGUAUAUUCUUGUUUAAAUGUUUGUACAAGAAACCAGUGCACUGUGUGUGUUCAAUAAACAUUUGGUGUGAAACUGA